Molecule: messenger RNA, 2229 nt
Organism: Orycteropus afer afer
Lineage: Eukaryota; Metazoa; Chordata; Mammalia; Tubulidentata; Orycteropodidae
Gene: LRFN5
Product: leucine rich repeat and fibronectin type III domain containing 5
Exons: 4
Coding region: 1-2229 (742 amino acids)
Molecular function (GO): protein binding
Source: RefSeq, a predicted model, not a curated record
AUGGAAAAAUUUCUUUUUUAUCUGUUUUUCAUUGGCAUAGCAGUGAAAGCUCAGAUCUGUCCAAAGCGUUGUGUCUGUCAGAUUUUGUCUCCUAAUCUUGCAACUCUUUGUGCCAAGAAAGGGCUUUUAUUUGUUCCACCAAACAUUGACAGAAGAACUGUAGAACUGCGAUUGGCAGACAAUUUUGUUACAAAUAUUAAAAGAAAAGAUUUUGCCAAUAUGACCAGCUUGGUGGACCUGACUCUGUCCAGGAAUACAAUAAGUUUUAUUACACCUCAUGCUUUUGCUGACUUACGAAAUUUGAGGGCUUUGCAUUUGAAUAGCAACAGAUUGACUAAAAUUACAAAUGAUAUGUUCAGUGGGCUUUCCAAUCUCCAUCAUUUGAUACUGAACAACAAUCAGCUGACUUUAAUUUCUUCUACAGCAUUUGAUGAUGUCUUUGCCCUAGAGGAACUGGAUCUGUCCUAUAAUAAUCUAGAAACAAUUCCUUGGGAUGCUGUUGAGAAGAUGGUUAGCUUGCACACUCUUAGUUUGGAUCACAAUAUGAUUGAUAAUAUUCCUAAGGGGACUUUCUCUCACUUGCAUAAGAUGACUCGGCUAGAUGUAACAUCAAAUAAAUUGCAGAAGCUACCACCUGAUCCUCUCUUUCAGAGAGCUCAGGUACUAGCAACCUCAGGAAUAAUAAGCCCGUCUACUUUUGCAUUAAGCUUUGGUGGAAACCCUCUGCAUUGCAAUUGUGAAUUGUUGUGGUUGAGACGUUUGUCACGAGAAGAUGACCUAGAGACCUGUGCUUCUCCUGCACUUUUAACUGGUCGCUAUUUUUGGUCAAUUCCUGAAGAAGAGUUUUUGUGUGAGCCUCCUCUCAUUACUCGCCAUACACAUGAGAUGAGAGUUCUGGAAGGUCAAAGGGCAACACUGAGGUGCAAAGCCAGAGGAGAUCCUGAACCUGCUAUUCACUGGAUUUCUCCUGAAGGGAAGCUGAUUUCAAAUGCAACUAGAUCUCUGGUGUAUGAUAAUGGAACACUUGACAUUCUUAUAACAACUGUAAAGGAUACAGGUGCUUUUACCUGCAUUGCUUCCAAUCCUGCUGGGGAAGCAACACAAACAAUGGAUCUUCACAUAAUUAAACUUCCUCACUUAUUAAACAGUACAAACCAUAUCCAUGAACCAGAUCCUGGUUCUUCAGAUAUCUCAACUUCUACUAAGUCAGGUUCUAACACAAGCAGUAGUAAUGGUGAUACUAAAAUGAGUCAAGAUAAAAUCGUGGUGGCAGAAGCAACAUCAUCUACAGCACUACUUAAAUUUAAUUUUCAAAGAAAUAUCCCUGGAAUACGUAUGUUUCAAAUCCAGUACAAUGGUACUUAUGAUGACACUCUUGUUUACAGAAUGAUACCUCCUACAAGCAAAACUUUUCUUGUCAAUAACCUGGCUGCUGGAACUAUGUAUGACUUGUGUGUCUUGGCAAUAUAUGAUGAUGGCAUCACUUCCCUCACUGCCACAAGAGUCGUGGGUUGUAUCCAGUUUACUACAGAACAGGAUUAUGUGCGUUGCCACUUCAUGCAGUCCCAGUUUUUGGGAGGCACUAUGAUUAUUAUUAUUGGUGGAAUCAUUGUAGCAUCUGUGCUGGUUUUCAUCAUCAUUCUGAUGAUCCGGUAUAAAGUUUGUAACAAUAACGGGCAACACAAGGCCACCAAGGUCAGCAAUGUUUAUUCUCAAACUAAUGGGGCCCAAAUGCAAGGCUGCAGUGUAACCGUGCCCCAGUCCAUGUCCAAACAAGCUAUGGGACAUGAAGAAAAUGUCCAGUGUUGUAAAGGUACCAAUGACAAUGUGAUCCAGCCUUCAGAAACUUGUUCAAGUCAGGACUCCUCUACCACUACCUCUGCUUUGCCUCCUACCUGGACUUCAAGCACUUCUGUGUUCCAAAAGCAGAAAAGAAAGACUGGCACAAAGCCAAGUACCGAACCACAGAAUGAAGCUGUCACAAACAUUGAGUCCCAAAACACUAACAGGAACAACUCAACUGCAUUGCAGUUAGCCAGUCGACUUCCCGAUUCUGUCACAGAGGGACCCACAUCCAAAAGAGCACAUUCAAAGCCAAAUGCUUUGCUGACUAAUGUUGACCAGAUUGCCCAAGAAACACAGAGGAUUAAAAUAAUUAUUUCAAUUCCAUUAGCCAGAAUAUUCUCGAUGCUGAAAUUCUUGUUUAGGAGCCUUCAAGCAUGUGUCUAG